AUGGAGGAGACAAAUGGUGGUUUUCAGACACUUGUCUAUGAAGAUGAUUUGCACAAGGAAGAGUAUCCUCCUUACCAUCAGUCUAACAGGAUACAAGUGUCCAUGUUCACUAUGAGUCCUGGGAGACGCCACAGACUGGCUGCAGCGUGCCUGGCGCUUCUUGCUGCUGUUCUUCUGAUACUGAAUGUUGGCCUGGGGAUCCACUAUAACAAACUCACAGACACUCACCUCACGCUCGAUGAUACCGAACGCAUCAGCAAAGAGCUCAUCAACCUCCAGGAUACUUACAAGACUGCAGUGGAAACCAUGAAGGAUGCCAGGAAGCAGCUGGACAGUGAGAUGAGCCGUCAGACACAAACCAACUGGGAGCUUGAACACCAGACAAAACGAAGCAAUGACUAUAAAAGUCAGAUGGAAAAAGUUACAAAGGAAAUUGAAGCCAUGAGAACACGCUUAUCAAUGCUUAGCGAUGGCUGCAAACACUGUCCUGCAGGAUGGAUUUUAAUGAACUCUGUAUGUUACUACUUCCCCUUGAAGUCAAAUGAAUUCAAAACAUGGAAGGAAUCCAGAGAUUUCUGUCAGCUGCAGGGAGGAGAUCUUAUAAUCAUAGACAGCCAAGAUGAAGAGAACUCAACAGUCAAUUAUUUGAUAAAUCAUCAAGCUGCCCCGACACAAACUCGUGACCUGGUCUGGGAGUCUGACGUUCCUCGCCGUGUGAUACCUUGGAUGCCUCACAGAGACCCUGAGUUUCUGGAUUGGAUAAGCAGAAGAAUAAAUCAUCAAGAUACGCCUCAUCCCCCAAUGGGCUUCUGGAUCGGACUGAGAGACGUCCAUGAGGAAGGGACUUGGAAAUGGUGGGAUGGAACAUUACUUGCUGAAGGGUACUGGAAUGAUGGAGAGCCAAAUGAUAUCAACAAUGAGGACUGUGCAGCGCUGUAUCCCAAAGCAAACUUCUACAAGAGCUGGAACGACGUUAAAUGUGAUGCCCAAAUGAAAUGGAUUUGUGAAAAAGCACCAAAACCACUGAGCUAAAAUAUCUGCAAUAAUGCAUCACAAUCUUACAUAAACACAAGUUGCUAUCAGACAAAUCUCUGUAAGCAUUUAAUAAACCUUUUAGCAUAUUAGCAAAUCUUACAGCUAACAUGAAAAAGCAUUAUUCAGCACAUUUAUAUAAAGUAAACUGCUGUUUAAAACUGUUAUGCCCAUAUGUGUACCCUGUAUUUAUCUACAGCAAUGCUACAGUAAAUUGUUCAUCUAAAAUAUAUACAGACUUACAGUGUUUUACAUUAUUAACACAAUAUUAUACCAGUAUGUCUGUUUACACCUCAUCUGCUGAUGAACACAUUAAGAAACACUUGUGCCUGGUAACAAUUAAAACUGCAGCUUUAAUAACCUGUUUCUUUUAGCAGCCUGUGUACAAAAGGAAAGACGAUAAAUAGAGAGUCAAAGUCAUUAUUUAUACUUUAGUCAGUAUUUUUAACUGUAGAAAAUAUUUUGGAAGGCUAAUAACAUAUUUCUGGAAUAUUUGAAUUAUAUAAGACUUCAACUUAACUGGAUUACUGGAUAAUUUAGAAACGAGAUCAAGCAUGUUGGUGAGCAUCUGAAGGGAUAAUAAGUGAAUUUUGUGGCUGCUUCCUGUUAUUCAUUUUAGGCCUGACAGAGUAGCUGCUGUCCAUCACGUGUACAGCGCAUGAUAUUAUCAGUUUACUUCUUUAAAAGAGUUAGAAUAUGUUCCUCUAAAAAUCAUAACUUUUGAAAAACAGUUUCUAAGACAAAUGUAAAUGUCAGAAACAAUCUAAAUAAAGAGAGAGCACAUCUGCAGA
Molecule: messenger RNA, 1823 nt
Organism: Maylandia zebra (zebra mbuna)
Lineage: Eukaryota; Metazoa; Chordata; Actinopteri; Cichliformes; Cichlidae
Source: RefSeq, a predicted model, not a curated record